Messenger RNA from Vanessa atalanta (red admiral), 1817 nucleotides. RefSeq lists its product as uncharacterized. The transcript has 10 exons. The coding region runs from base 2 to 1642 and encodes 546 amino acids. The record is from RefSeq and is a predicted model, not a curated record. Lineage: Eukaryota; Metazoa; Arthropoda; Insecta; Lepidoptera; Nymphalidae.
AAUGCCUAAUUUAGAAGCACCAUGCGUAGAGCUCGGUUCUGCUCCACGUACUCCAAGUAUUAUCAUGUCACCAUCGCCAUCAGAAGUUUCGAGUGCUAGUUCCCUAGAACUACAAAAUGUCCAAGCUACUCCUCUUUUCAGAGUUUUAGCGUUGCCACCACCCGAACCAGAACAACCGCCUGGCCAGGAUGAAUUAGAACGUAGAUUACCUGGCUAUAGGCGUAUUGUGAUUCCGCGUGAAUUAACACUCAUUGAACUAUUGAAACAAAGCAGUGGUGUAAGAACUGACGAUGAAGUGUUGAGGAUUCGAGAAGCAAAACUACGGGUUGUUGCGGAACGCGUUGGUCUGCGAAGGUUACAUGUUCUCGCACCCCAUUUAAGAACUUUAGUACUCGAUGGAAGCGCUAUGACAUCGCUACGGGAUCUUGGCAUUGGGUUGAUUAAGUUAAAAAGCCUCAGCGUAAAUCGAUGUGGUUUAAACUCGUUGGACGGAGUUUGGGGCCUUGGUGCUUUGCGAGAACUCUAUGCUGCCGGAAAUCGACUUCAUGACUUACAUGCUUUAGCGGCCCUCCAAAAAUUACAUACUCUAAAUUUGGCUAAUAACCCAAUUGAGGAGUCAAGUCGCAUUUGGACAUUGGGCGUAUGCUGUUCAUUACGGAAGCUGACUCUUAGUGGGACUCCAAUCGCAGAUUCUAUGAACUAUCGUUCACUUGUUGCAUCUGCGUUGCCUAUGUUAGUUACUUUGGACGAGAGACCGCUAAAUUCGAAUGAAGAUGAUUGGAAUUACGAUAUCCCAUCGGAUUCAGAAAGCGUUGAAAGUUUUUCUGAAACUAGUAACCAACGAAUAACUGAUACACAAGAACAAGACGAGCCACGACCCGGUCCUUCGAAGCUUGAAUGUGAGGAAAAUGAUCUAUUUCCCGACGAAAGACCUUCCAAUGAGUGCUCCAAGCUAACUCGUCGGCGUCCAGCAACAAGUGAAUGCGCUGGAAUCCGGCCUCGAUGCGAGAUAUCAAGGCGACCUAAGACAGCUUUGGAGCGGAACAUCGACGGCCCUACGAGACUGCAAAUUAUGAACACGUUGUUAGAUGAUGAAUGGCGUUGUAGUGGAAGCAAGCUAACAUCACAUGGAGCUGUUUCUGGGAAUUUAGCGAGAGCUUUACGACGACCGAAACAAAUAUCAAAACAUCAGAACUCCAGUACGGACUCUGAACUGGAAAUGGUCGAGAAGACAAUGGAAGAAGCAUGUCGUGCGCUUGCGGCGGAAAUACCGUGCGCACCCAACUCCGAAGACUGGGCCAAGUUUAAACAAGAAACUGGAAUUGAAAUAGAUAUAGACUUCAACGAGUGGCCGAAGGAGACAGAUCCCUCAAAAGUUAUCGAGCGCCUAGAGCAAAUUGAAAGAGACACGCUGGAGAGAUUAAAUAAUGACACAGACGAUAUUGGUCAAAAUGCAACGCAUGCAUUCACGUCUGAUCCUUCUAGAAUAUUCUCUAGAGGUAUUGCUGGAGAUUAUGAAUUAUGGAAAGAGAUGCAAGAUUUGAUAACUUGUGAUCCACCGAAUAAUGUUGAUGAUUUGUUUAAAAAUUUAGUUCCCAUUAAUCCAAGAAGGAGAGAAUCAGAUAAUGAUUCCCUAGAAUAGAUUAUGGUUUCUGGAUAAUAGAUGAGUUAUAUUAUGUAUAUCAAGAGACACUGAAGCGAUUUGUAAUGCUUACAAAAUAUUUUUUUAUCUUUUGUCAUAUAGUAACGAAGUACCUCAUUUUAAAUGGUUUCAAUAAUAUUACCUCGUUUAUUUAAUAGAAAAUAAAUAAAUACCU